AUGGAGCCACGCCUGAAUACGCUACUGGACAUCUCGAACCAAAGCAGCAUGUCGUACUUCACAGAGCCAUCGAACAUGAGCUCACCUGGCUCGCAACGACCAUCACAUCACAUUAAUCACAGCUUCGUACGCCCAAAAGCGCUCAUGCUAACGAACGCAUCUCCUGAAACCACUCAGUCGAACGACCUCCGAAGAGACGGACAGGAGAGGCUAUAUGCUACACGGUCGAUGCCCAGUGCUCCGAUAGCACAGGUAUUGAACGAUGAGGCGAAUGUGCUCGAGGCAGCACAACCCGUGCCAUCCACCUUUGCCCCAUCAACAACACCUUUCAGUGGAAGGCUAGUGGAUCUGCUUCUGGAUAGCCCGGAUCAUGCGAGGCAAAGAUGGGAUCAAGAGCAACAGUUUCUUCAGCCUGACAACACAGGAUGCAGCCCAGCUGUCAUCAAACUACCGAGGUUACCGCAGCCUCCCAAGCGGACAGCGAAGCGACCUAGAAUCCCGCCGUUGCUACAGGGCUUGCAUCAACCCCCGCCACUGCCGCCUGAGGGCAGACUCUUCCCACCGAUCACUGGGGAAAAGAAUGGUUUCGCGGGCGACAGAGGGUAUGACGCACGUUUUGAAGAGUCCAGGACCAAGGAUGUGGACGAGCAUGCCUUUCUCGAAGGAAAUGCCAUGGACUACAACAGAGCUGGUCAACAUGCCGAAACCCAAUCAUUUUCCCAAGCGUCAGUUCCGCCUGUAUCUUCUACUGUAAUAGAUGUGGCCCAUGAGACAGAUGUAGCAACAAACGCCUCCAAGGACUCUGAAGCGCUGUUACAGCCCAAGCGUGGAAAGAAGCGAAACAAGUGGUCUGAACAAGAGACCAAGGAUCUGCUUCUAGGUGUCAGCAGGUAUGGUAUAGGUAACUGGAAAAAGAUAUUGCAGGACCAAGACUUUGCAUUCAACAAUCGCACCGCCGUUGAUUUGAAAGACCGCUUUCGUGUAUGUUGCCCUGGUGAAGGUUUGAAGCCACGACAGCCAAAGACGAAGGGAAAAGAGAAGACAAGCCUAGUUGAGACACCACCGGAUUUGCCAGAUCAAGCCAUCUACACUCAUCAGCAUUCUCUUCCCAUUAGCGAGCGCCAAUCCGACAUCAACCUCAUUUCGAACUGCCCCAGCCCGACAGAGAACCAGCAACGUGGAGCUACUCGCAAUAAGGCUACUACGCAGCUGGAUCUGGCGGAACUCGGUAUCCGCGAACCAUUCUCAAAAACCACCCGUCGACCACGCCGGGCCUUUAGCGCACGCGAUGACAUCAACUUGCUCAAGGGCUUUGAAAAGUACGGGUCUGUAUGGCACUCAAUGCGCGACGACGAGGAUCUGGGGUUUGGAACUCGGCAUCCAACAGACUUACGCGAUCGAUUCAGAAUCCGGUAUCCAGACAAGUAUGCCAAAGCAGGCUACAAACUCAAAGCAAAGGAGAAGGAACGUACACUAUCGAAACAAGCACAAGAGCAAGAAAAACAGGACGAUUCUUCGCAACAGCCAGACCCCAUUCCACUUCAGAACCCUUCGCACCACGCGAAAUCAAGUCACUCACAGAACGACAUUACCUUCCUCGGAAAAGACAUUCAUCCCUUCAACACUAACGGACCAAACACCAACACGCCAUCACACUGUCCGAUCUCCAACAACAACAACAGCACCACCAACAACAACGUCAAUAACCUAAACCCCGCCCUAAAGCCCUUCAACCCCUCCUCCUACCUCUCCGACCCCCUCCCCACCCUCCCCUUUGACGACCCAGACAACGACCUGGCACAAGACAUGAGCACCGUCGGCGACGAAAGCCCAAUAACACUAAGUCGGAAUAUUCUCCGUUGGGCGGAUGCGAAUCCGUCGUCUCUGUACGCCUUGCCCGCUACUUCGGCGGUUUCUGCUUCGGCGUCGACGGGGAAUGGGCUUGGUGGUAGUCUUGGUGGUAAGGGGGCUGGCGGGGGCGGGUCCGGUGGUGGUGGUGACGGGGGGAUGGAUGGGUUUAUCGGAGGAGGGAGAGGUCAACAGCAGCAGCAGCAGAUGGAUGGUGGGAGGGGGAUGGUGCUGCCUGAGGCGGAUAGUUGGUUAUUGGGUGGUGAGAGGGUUCCGACGUAUGGGAUGUAUAGGCAUCGAUCUUAG
This is a messenger RNA of Alternaria hordeiaustralica, 2154 nucleotides long. RefSeq lists its product as uncharacterized. The transcript has a single exon. The record is from RefSeq and is a predicted model, not a curated record. Bases 1 to 2154 code for a protein of 717 amino acids. NCBI's taxonomy places the organism in Eukaryota, Fungi, Ascomycota, Dothideomycetes, Pleosporales, Pleosporaceae.